GGCAGUGGGGUCUCUCUCCCUCUCUCUCUCUCUCUCUCUCUCUCCGGUGCUGACUCGCGUCUCAUCGAGAAACAAACGACAAACACACACAUAGAGCAAACACACUUAAACACACACACACACACACACACACACACUCACACGCGCACACGCACAUACGCGCACACACUCUCUCGCGCGGUCCAGGAGUGCAUUUCUGCAGUGCAGGACUCUCUCUCUCUCUCUAUAUAUAUAUUUUCUCUUUUCUCAUUCUGGGACCGGGACUUCUUUCAUUUUUGCUUUUUUUGUAUUUACGAAAAAUAAAUGAAUAUCUGAUUUUCGGCUCCUUUUUGGAUGUUCAGAUUGGAAAUUGAAAGAAAUUGACCGGAGGAACUGCGCAGCCACGAGCGUCUCAACUUUCACAGGGACGGGGUGAUGUCUUUUUUCUUUUUCUUUCUUUCUUUUUGUCUUUUUUGGGGAGGGGCAAAAUAAAUCAAUAGAAAUAAAAUCCAGGGAGAAUUGUUUUGGGGACUAUUCCCUGCGCGCGGUGCGCAUCAAGUCCACCUUCAUCUGCUCUCCUGCUUCUUCAUCUUCUUCUUCUUCAUCAUCAAAAAAGCAAACUACAAGAACAGCAAAAAAAAAAAACAAGCAGAAAGAGAGAUCAGAUCGGCGACCAGAUCAUCAGACCAUGUCCAGCUUGGAUUGACGCGUAAUCGGACGUUUUCUCAUUUCUUCUUCUUCUUCUUUUUUUUUAAUUAGUCAGCUUGUUCCUGGUCUCUCGGAAGGAGGAGGAGGAGGAGGAGAAGGUGUUGGUCAUCAACUUUGAGGGUGAUGCCUGCCCUGCGAGCGCGUGUGUGUGUGUGUGCGCGCGCGGGGGUUUUCGGACGGAGAGAGAGAGCGUGUGUGUGUGUUUGCGCGCGCAUCCGUGCGUGCGUGCGUGCGUUUUUCCCCCCCUCGACCUCCUCGCGCUGAGCUUUAACAGAGCAGCGUGGGCUCCCUUCUUGCUUUCCUUCAACUUGUUGCACUCUUUCUCACCAUCUUCAUCAUCGUCACCUUCAACAUCAGCAUCGUCGUCGUGGUGGUCGUGGUUUUACUGAUGCGACCAACCAGAGGAGCUCCUGCAGGAACCGCAAUAACAACGACAGACAGGAAGAAGACGAUGAUUGACAGAAAGCAAAACUGAGACGGCUGUCCAUCAAAAGUAUCGGCCCACAGAAGACGACUCAUAUCAGACAUCUCCGUCGCUUUCUCUCUCUCUCUCUUUCUCCUUCAGUUCUCCCAGAGGAUCCGUAUAAAUAGUGUGUGUAGAAGAAGCUGGCAUGCUCCGUCACCUUUCGCACCUCUGGAUUAUUUCGUAAACUCAGACCCCUGAACAUACGCUUCACACACUCUCUCUGUAUUCGUAUUUGCUCGAUCUGUCUAUCCGUGCCCAGGCAGCCAUGCGGGUGUGGUUAAUGGUGACGCUCCAGGCGGCCUGGUCGUGCUUUUCGGGCCUGGCCAUGCAGCACUACCCUACGUGGGGCCACUACGACAUUUGCAAGUCGCAGCUUUACACGGAAGAUGGACUCACCUGGGAUUACAUGGCCUGCCAACCUGAGGCUGCAGACAUGACCCAGUACCUCAAGGUGACCCUCGACCCUCCGGACAUCACCUGCGGAAACCCGCCUGAGACCUACUGCGCUCUGGAAAACCCAUACAUGUGCAACAACGAGUGUGACGCCACCACGGAGGAACUUGCCCACCCUCCAGAACUUAUGUUUGACUUUGAGGGUCGCAACCCAACCACCUUCUGGCAGUCCAGUUCUUGGAGGAAGUACCCUAAACCCUUGGCAGUGAACAUCACACUAUCCUGGAACAAGACCAUCGAGCUGACAGAUGACAUCGUCAUCACUUUUGAGUCAGGCCGUCCUGAGCAGAUGGUCCUGGAAAAGUCUCUAGAUUAUGGGAAGACAUGGCAGCCAUACCAGUUCUAUGCCACUGACUGCUUGGACGCCUUCACCAUGGAUCCAAAGACGGUCCAGGACCUGUCCCAGUUCACACUCCUAGACAUCAUCUGCACAGAGGAGUACUCACGGGGCUACGUCUGGAAGUAUGACAAGACUGUGCGCUUCGAGAUCAAGGACCGCUUCGCGCUGUUUGCCGGACCACGUCUACACAACAUGGCGUCCUUAUACGGCCAACUGGACACCACAAAGAACCUCCGAGACUUCUUUACCAUCACAGACCUGCGUAUCCGGCUCCUCCGACCUGCCACUGGGGCCACCAUGGUGGAUGAGGGCAACUUGUCCAGAUAUUUCUAUGCUAUCUCUGACAUCAAGGUGCAUGGCAGGUGUAAGUGUAACCUGCAUGCGAACAGCUGUGUGUUUGAUAAGGAAAAGCUGAGCUGCGAGUGUGAGCACAACACCACAGGGCCCGACUGCGGACGCUGCAAGAGGAACUACCAAGGCCGAGCCUGGAGCGCUGGGAGCUACCUGCCUAUACCUAAAGGCACAGCUAAUAUCUGUGUGCCGAAUAACGUGGGUCCAGUGAACUGCGAGUGUUUCGGCCACUCGAACCGCUGCAGCUACAUCGAGCUGAUAAACACGGUGAUUUGCGUGAGCUGUAAGCACAACACUAGGGGGCAGCACUGUCAGCUCUGCAAGCUGGGCUUCUACCGCAAUGCUUCGGCCGAGCUCGACGAUGAGAAUGUGUGUAUAGACUGUAAUUGUAAUCCUUUGGGCUCAGAGAGCGACCGGUGUAAUGGCACAGGGUUCUGUGUGUGUAAGGGCGGAGCUACAGGCAGUAAGUGUGGCCAGUGUCUCCCUGGAUUUUUAUGGGACAAUGGCUGCAGAUCGCGGGUGUGUGACGACGAGCUGCUCCGAUGCCAGAACGGCGGCGUGUGCGUGAACAACGUGAGGUGUCAGUGCGCUCCUGGAUUCUCGGGCCUGCUGUGCGAGAAGGUUCAGUGCGACGGCGGAGUCGACUGCGGAUCGUCUGAUUCGGCUCGGACCUCCGUCCCAUCCUUCAUCAUCAUCAUCCUCCUCCUGCUGCUGCUGCGCUCCUCCUGAGCUUUAACACUCUGAGAAACACACACAAUACAGUGUUUUUUUUCUUUUUCCAUCUGAGCAAUCUCUAUCUCUCUCACACACACACACACACACACACACACACACACACACACACACACACACACACACACAAAAGCAGAUGAUCAGAUACUCUAAUUCGGGAGGACAAUGAAUAAAUAUAUAAAUAUUUAAAUAUAUAUAUAAAUAUAUAUAUAUAUAUAUAUAUAUAUAUAUAUAUAUAUAUGUAUAAAAAAAUAUUACAAAUCUAUAAAUAAAUAAACAAAGUUACAAGAUGUUAUUUAGAGAAUUUAUCUGAGCAUCGCUUUAUGAGAGCGUCAGCGUGAAGGAGUACGGUGGGACUAAGCCAUAGCCGAAACACAAACUCGCCCUUCCUCAUCCUCUUCAUCCUUACACUGGUUUCCUCCUCUUCGUCCUCCUCCACUCCAGCCACCAGAACCCCCUCCUUCUCCUUCUCCUUCUCCUCCUCCGCACCUUCACCCCGAACACCAAGACGCAAAAUCAUCCGAAAAGCAUCUUGCGACUUCCUGUUUAUCGCCAUGGUAACUUCGGGAUCGAGACGGCGAACGCCUGCGACUUUUGGACCACUUUUUUUUUUUCCCUUCACUCCGAGUGAACGUGUCCGGAUGUGUCGUGGACUACGUACGGAAAGUCGGAGAGAAAAAUAAAAGCGAAUAAAAAUGUAAAAAAUUUGAAAAGAAAUAAAAGACACGAGGGGGAAAAAGAAAUCAUGAACAUUCUUUGCUGUCGGUGCAUCGUGGAGACGCGAGCGAGACGCGAGCUAAACGCGAGUGAGACACGAGCGAGACGCGGUUGGAGAAAAUCCAUCAGCUCGUGUUUGGUGGAGAAAAAAAAAGCCUCGACGAUCACUUUAUUCCCCAUUGAUUUUUUUUGUUUUUUAUUUGGUUUUUUUUUAAUUAUUAUUAUUAUUAUCGUUUUUUUUGUCGUCCGAUGUCAGAGUCAGUGCGCCAUUUGUGUAUUCGCUGUCCCCCAAAAUAUAAAUAAUCAAUCAAUCAAUAAAUAAAUCCAUGGCGAAGUGCUUAAAGAAAACCA
Molecule: messenger RNA, 4097 nt
Organism: Silurus meridionalis
Lineage: Eukaryota; Metazoa; Chordata; Actinopteri; Siluriformes; Siluridae
Gene: ntng1a
Product: netrin g1a
Exons: 8
Coding region: 1419-3026 (535 amino acids)
Molecular function (GO): cell-cell adhesion mediator activity
Source: RefSeq, a predicted model, not a curated record